Didymodactylos carnosus is the source of this 531-nucleotide messenger RNA. The record is from the annotation of a GenBank genome assembly. NCBI's taxonomy places the organism in Eukaryota, Metazoa, Rotifera, Eurotatoria, Philodinida, Philodinidae.
AUGGAGGCGGAUGAUGAUAUUCUUUAUGAACAACCGGUAGUUUUAGACCUUCCACCUUUUCCUACCCAACAACAGUCAUUAACGUCUCCAUCAGUCAUCGCAACUGUUGUCGAUUUGGCUACAGCAGUCGCAUUACCUGUCUCAUCAUCAUUUCCAACUCCUCUACAGCCUAUAAAUAGAGCAAUAGAUAUUUUCGAACAUGAUUCUCUAGACGGCACGUUUACGGACCCAGAUUUUAAUCAAGAACAUACAAGCCAUAUUUGUCCAACAAGAGUUGUCCAGAGACAAUGGUCGCUUUGUCUUCAAAACUCCGCUGAAGUUGUGGAGCUUCCUUCAGCAAUCACUACAUCAUUUCAGCGAAAUUGUCCUGUGCAACCAGUAAUGAAUCAACAAAGUUCACAACCGAUCAGAUCAUCUGUCGCUCCUCCAACACCAAUUGCUAACCAACAACAAAGCAGCUAUCCGAAAUACAGGAUGUCGGAUUCGUCGGCGGAGAGGAGCUCGGAGACAACAUUAGCAAAAUACAAAUGA